AUGCCUCCCAAGCAAGAUCUGAAUCGUUCAGGAUGGGAGUCGACCGACAUGCCCUCGGCUUGUGAGAAGUGCCUUGGCGACAAUCCUUACGUUCAGGUUCUGAAAGAAGAUUAUGGUGCUGAAUGCAAAAUCUGCACUCGUCCAUUCACAGUAUUCCGCUGGAAGACCGAUCGCACAGCUCGCCAAAAGCGAACAAAUCUUUGCUUGACAUGCGCCAGACUGAAAAACUGCUGUCAGUGCUGUAUGCUCGAUUUGAGCUUUGGACUACCCAUCGUUGUACGCGACGCCGCCUUGAAGAUGAUCACACCUGGACCCAACAGUGAAAUCAACAGAGAAUACUAUGCACAGAAUCACGAAAAAGAGAUCGAAGAGGGUAGAGGAGCUAUCGAGGCUUAUGAAAAGACGGACGAAAAAGCCAGGGAUUUGCUGCGCAGACUUGCCCAGAGUGAGCCUCAUUACAAGAAGCAGAGAAGAUUGGAAGAGGAGGGUGCUGCAUCAGGACAAAAGAUGAUCGAGGGCCCGUCUUCGGAAGGCGCCAGACCAGGACCUAUUCGUACGAAAGACUCGAGGCCAGCUGGAUACGGACCACCAUCACGUCCUGUCAAGGGCGCAUCGAGAGCACGACCUUUCCCAAACACUGCGACUUUACCACCACAACCGCAAGACAUUCUGCCGCCGGCCGACAAGAAUGUCAUGUCGCUUUUCGUCACUGGUGUCGAGGAUGACCUUCCUGAACACGAGAUUCGCGUCUUCUUCUCGCAAUAUGGAGCACUCCGGUCGCUCGUCUGUUCACAUCGAUCACACUGCGCCUUUAUCAACUACAUGACUAGGGAUACUGCAGAAGCUGCUGCUGCUGCAUGUCAAGGAAGAGCUGUUGUCAAGGGUGUACCACUCAGAGUUCAAUGGGGCAAGCCCAAGACAUUGGACAACAUGGACAGAGACGCUCGUAUGGCGAAUGCAAGAGCUGGACGUGAGACAAAUGCGGCCGUCAAAGCAGCUUCAGCAACCAGACCGGCAAUUGCUGCUGGUCCUUCAUCGGCAGCUGGAGCGUCUGAAAAGGCCGACAACUUUGAUCUGGUUGCUCCUCCACCUGGAUCUGAAGAUGUUCAAUACGCAAGUUUGGCAGGCGAGUAG
Aureobasidium melanogenum CBS 110374 is the source of this 1134-nucleotide messenger RNA. Its product is annotated as RNA recognition motif-containing protein. The record is from RefSeq and is a predicted model, not a curated record. The coding region runs from base 1 to 1134 and encodes 377 amino acids. NCBI's taxonomy places the organism in Eukaryota, Fungi, Ascomycota, Dothideomycetes, Dothideales, Saccotheciaceae. Gene Ontology annotation, molecular function: pre-mRNA binding; U6 snRNA binding. Gene Ontology annotation, cellular component: U2-type catalytic step 1 spliceosome; U2-type catalytic step 2 spliceosome; Prp19 complex. The transcript has 2 exons.